Micromonas pusilla CCMP1545 is the source of this 330-nucleotide messenger RNA. RefSeq lists its product as uncharacterized. NCBI's taxonomy places the organism in Eukaryota, Viridiplantae, Chlorophyta, Mamiellophyceae, Mamiellales, Mamiellaceae. The coding region runs from base 1 to 330 and encodes 109 amino acids. The transcript has a single exon. The record is from RefSeq and is a predicted model, not a curated record.
AUGGAGUGGGAUCUCGUGCUCUACCCCGACGACGUCGGCGAGUGGAGCGUCGGGAAGGUGGAGACCAUCGACCUCGACGACGGCGAGUGCGUGGUUCAGCCGCUGUUCGAGGAGGCGGACGAGCAGGGGGAGAGAACGCGCGUUUGGCUCGAAAGUCAUUCGCGGCCGCCGAGGACGGUGAAACUGAGCGACAUCAGGUGUGUUCUCGACGCGGACUUCGCGCAAAGGAUGGCGCCGGACCGGGUGUCAAACCCGCACGGCGAACACGCGGAGGAUUUCUGGGAGAUCACGGCGGAGCUGCCGCCGGGGACGCGACGGGACGACGAUUGA